Molecule: messenger RNA, 5943 nt
Organism: Medioppia subpectinata
Lineage: Eukaryota; Metazoa; Arthropoda; Arachnida; Sarcoptiformes; Oppiidae
Source: the annotation of a GenBank genome assembly
AUGGAUAUGGAUGAAGUGAUAAUAUUAUGUGCCAUUUGCGGCGAUACAGCAGUCGGCAAACACUUCGGAGUUAUGGCCUGUAAAUCAUGUAAACCAUUCUUUAGGAGAAAUGCCCUCAAAGAUAAUGUUUUCAAAUGUAAACUCAAUGGUAAAUGUGUUAUAAAUCGUGAAACAAGAAAAUUGUGCCGAAAAUGUCGAUUAGACAAGUGUCUGGCCGUUGGCAUGAAAACAGAAUGUAUUAUGAAUGACGAGGAAAAACAAUACAGAAAUCAAUUGAUUCAACAAAAUAGACAAAAGAGACAACAAUUACAUCAAAAUCACAACAAAACUAAUUUUAAUAAUAUUUUAGAAGAAAUAGAUUUACAAAACAUUACGAAUAUUGAGAUGAAUGACAAGUCUAUGGAUGACAUUAUCUUCUCGCCGACAUUGGAUGACAAUAAAUGUAUGAAUGAAUUGUCGGAUAUUAUAUGCAAUGAAGAGACAGAUGAAGACGUGUCUAACAAUUAUACAAAUGACUUAAUCGUAUCAAACUUGUCGUCAGUUUUCACCGAAAGGGAAAAUAAGAGAUAUUUAGAGCUAUUCCGGGCGUCGAGAUAUGCUUACCAUAAUGUUAUGAACAAAUCGACGGCAAUAAUACAUAAUUCAAUUGAUAUGAAUUCAAUUACUGACCAGUUUUACAACAGAGAGAUCGGAGAAGUGAUAAAACUGUCCAACAGUUUGGGUCCGUUUCAAGAGAUGUGCGCUAACGACAGGUUAGCACUCGUGAAGUACGGCUGUCUUGAUAUCAUUAUAUUAAGAUGUAUAGAAUAUUAUGAUUUACCUCAACAACAGUGGACUGUAGUUCUGGAUGAAAACAACUCGUUGUUAAUAUCGUUGGAAAUGUUUGCUAAUAAUAACAUGGAUUUGUAUAACGCAUAUAAAACUCAUUUCCAUAGGGCUUGUGCUGAAUGCGAUUCCGAUGCCGUUGUCUUGGAUUUGCCAACAUUUGUAUUGCAUUUACAGUUGACUGCAAUCAUACUCUUCAGUCCCGACCGACAGAAUCUAAUGCAUAGAAAUGUUGUUAAAAGAAAGCGUGUCAUGAAUGAUGACAUUCUGGGAUUCAUAUUAAAAGAUUUGAAUAUCAAUGACUUGUUUGCAUUACAACGAGUGUCACAACAGUUCAACGACUGCUCACAAGAAGCGCUUCGGAGAAGAAGUAAAGUCAGCGUUGGAUUCAAUGAUGUGAAGGCGAGUUCAAUGAUAAGAUGUUUUAAUUGGAGUUUUGAAGUGAAUGAUUGGCAUCUCAUUGAUAUCACACAAGCGAUCAACACAUCACUGAAAGGCAUUGAUAUGGCUUUGGGUAAAGAAUAUAGACUCGAAUCUAUUGUCCGUCAAUUUCGUGGAGUAAAAGAAUUAUAUCUGUUUACAACUGUAAUCAGUUUCAAGACAUUAGAGCUGAUUGUCAAUCAGUGGCCACAUCUCAAGAAAAUCCGCAUUUAUAACAUCGAAGUCUUGGACUCCAAUCAGACAAUCACCGAAUGGGCACAACUUCUAUCAAAAGUCAAAUACAUAUCCAUUGGAAGUAUUGAUACAAAAUAUGUGUCAAUUUUGACAAAUAUUAUUCAAAGAAUGCCAUCAUUGGUUGAUCUCAGGGUUUGGGGCUAUAAACCAAACAUAUCGGACCAAAAGAUUACACUAUCAUUACUGACUGAUUCUAUGCCGGAAGACUUGCGACUCCUAUACAUCGGCGUCACUUCAGCGGACAGUCAGGCCAUUGAUGUGAUCACAAGUAAAUGCACACAAAUAAAGAAACUAUUCAUUUAUGAAUCGUGCCUACAAUCACAUCCUGUAGAUAUUGAUCUCUGGAACCAAUGGUUUGCAUUGAUCUGCGAUCGACUCAAAUGUUUGAUAAGAUUUAACACUCGUUUGGGAGGAAUUUCUGCCAAGAAUUUUGCUCAAAGUAUAGCAAAACUCAAAGAGUUAAAAGUGCUGGAAAUCACUGACAAGUCAUAUGAAUGGAUCCAAUGUAUGUGUUUCGACACUCAAGAGAUGGCCAAAUAUAUGCAACCAAUGGUAUCGUUGAAAGAACUAUCGCUGGACGGACUUAAGUGUUCACCGAAUCGGUGGUCAAAUUUGUCCCAAAUGUUGCCAAAUGUGCGCAAAUUCAGUAUCAGUAACAUUAGUUAUGACACCGACUGCAAGGAUAAUGCUCCAAAGAAUAGCCACUCACCACAUAUUCUUGAACUCUUCACUCGUGUCGAUCGGCUAAGUAUUCAUUUUGUUGACGAAGAACUGAUCCAAGUGUUGAUCACUUUUCUGACCGAAACACUGGCCAAUAGGCGGCGAGUAUUCAGAUUGGAUUUGUUGCCAAUCGUGAAGAGACAACUGAUCCAAAAGAUGGAAGAAAUGAAUGUCUCAAUGCCUGAGAGUGUGAUUACAAGCCAUGUCUUCAACAGACGAGAGGAAUACGAAAGUGGUGAAGAAAUCAAACGCAAAGACAUGAAUGAAAUGAAUGGCCAGAGAAGUGAUGUCAUGAAUGAUGACAUUCUGGGCCUUAUAUUCAAGUAUUUCGAUAUCAAAGACUUGUUUGGUUUGCAACGAGUGUCACAACAGUUCAGGGAUUGUUCACAAGAAGUACUCAAAAGGAAGAGAGAAAUGAGCGUUGGAUUCAAUGAUCUGAAGACCGGGUCUGUGAUAAGAAAUUUUAAACAAAACUUUGAGGUCAAAGACUGGAAUCGCUUAGACAUAACACCAGCGAUCACUUCCAAAGACAUUGAUCUCACAUUGGAUUACAGCAGAAAACACACUAUUGAUCGCAGACUCGAGACAAUUGUCCGCCAAUUCUGUGGCGCAACGGAGUUAUAUCUGUCUUCAACUGUAAUCACUUUUAAGACAAUGCAGUUGUUUGUCAAUCAGUGGCCACAACUCGAGAGUAUAAAUAUCUAUGACAUUAAGAUCUAUGGCUCGAGUGAUCAGACAAUCACCGAAUGGAUAGAACUUCUGUCAAAAGUAAAACAACUAAAGAUCGGAAGUAUUGACACAAAAUACGUGCCGUCUCUGAAAUAUAUGAUCAAAAAUCUACCAUCACUUCAAACAUUAAAUGUAGGGCCGGAAGCGUUCAGUCAAAACAUCACACUAUCAAUACUCACCGAUUGCUUACCCGAAAACAUACGAUACCUACACAUCGGUGUGUCAUCGAUGGACAGUCAGGCCAUCGAUGUUAUCACAAGUAAAUGCCAACAAAUACGUAAAUUAUCUAUUUGUGAUAAUCCGGAACAAAUCGUCGACAGUGAUCUCUGGAGCCAAUGGUUUGCAAUGAUUUGCGAUCGACUCAAACAGUUGACGCAUUUGAAAGUCAUUUUGGGAGACAUUUCCGCCAAAGAUUUUGCCCAAAGUAUCGCAAAACUCAAAGACUUAAAGAAACUGGAAAUUAGUGACAGCGAAGGGAUGCCGGGAAUGUGUUUCGACACACAAGAGUUGGCCAAAUAUAUGCCGCCAAUGGUGUCGUUGCGGUCGUUAUCACUGUAUGGACUGAAGUGUUCGCCGAAUCGGUGGUCAAAUGUGGCCCAAAUGUUACCAAACGUACGCCAUCUGAGUCUCAGUUUCAUGGAUUGGAGUAUGGAUUGCAACGAAGGAGACGAUUGUAAAGAGUGUUUCCAUCGGUGUAUGGAUUUAGUGUCAAAAGUGCCGAAAUUGAAAUACAUUUCUUUAACUGCACUUAUAUUCUUCAGUCCCGACCGACAGAAUCUAAUGCAUAGAAAUGUUGUUAAAAGAAAGCGUGUCAUGAAUGAUGACAUUCUGGGAUUCAUAUUAAAAGACUUGGAUCUCAAAGACUUGUUUUCAUUACAACGAGUGUCACAACAAUUCAGCCGUUGUUCACAACAAGAAUUUCUGAGAAAAAGUAAAGUAAGCGUUGGAUUCAAUGCUCUGAAGACGAGCUCAGAGUUAAGAUAUUUCAAUCGCAACUUUGAAGUGAAUGAUUGGCAUCGCAUAGACAUCACACAUGCGAUCACCACAUCAUUGAAAGGCAUUGAUAUGGCUUUGGGUAAAGAACAUAGACUCGAGUCUAUUGUCCGCCAAUUCCUUGGAGUAAAGGACUUAUAUCUGUCGACAACUGUAAUCAGUUUCAAGACAUUAGAAGUGAUGGUCAAUCAAUGGCCACAUCUCAAGAAACUUCUCAUUUAUGACAUCGAAGUAUUUGACUCCAAUGACCAGAAAAUACCCGAAUGGGCACAACUCCUAUCAAAAGUGAAACACAUAUCAAUCGGAAGUAUUGAUACAAAAUAUGUGUCAUUUUGGACAAACAUUAUUCAAAGAAUGUCUUCAUUGGUUGGUCUCAGUGUGUGGGGCGACAAACCAAACAUAUCGGACCAAAACAUCACACUAUCACUAUUGACAGAUUGUUUGCCGACAAACUUGCAAUUUCUACGCAUUGGCGUGUCUUCAACGGACAGUCAGGCCAUUGAUGUGAUCACAAGUAAAUGCCCGCAAAUAAAGAAACUAGCUAUUUAUGAGUCGUCAGUAAAAUCAAGUCCUGUAGAGAUGGAUCUCUGGAACCAAUGGUUUGCAUUAAUCUGCGAUCGACUCAAGUGUUUGACAUAUUUGUUCACUCGUUUGGGAGGCAUUUCCGCCAAAGAUUUUGCCCAAAGUAUAGCAAAACUUAAAGACUUAAAAGUGCUGUACAUUAACGAAAGUUCCAAUGAAUGGAUCCAAAGUAUGUGUUUCGACACCCAAUCGAUGGCCAAAUAUAUGCCGCCAAUGGUGUCGUUGAAGACACUAUCGCUUUCGGGAUUCAAGUGUUCACCGAAUCGGUGGUCAAAUUUGGCUCAAAUGUUUCCAAAUGUGCGCACAUUUAGUGUCGAUAACAUGUGUUAUGAGAACGAUUGCAAUGACGGAUAUUAUUGUAGCAUCUCAUGGCAUAUACUGGAACUCUUUGCUGGUGUCGAUCGGCUAAGUAUUGAUAGGGAAGUAAAUGAAGAUCUGAUGGAAGUAUUGAUCCAUUUUCUGACCGAAACACUGGCCAAUAGGCGACAAGUAUUCCGAUUGGAUUUAUUGCCUAAAGUUAAGAGACAACUGAUCCAAAGAAUGGCGACAAUGAAUAUCCCAAUUCCUAAGAUUUUGAUUAGAAGUGAUGUCAUGAAUGAUGACAUUCUGGGCCUUAUAUUCAAGUAUUUAGAUAUCAAAGACUUGUUUGGUUUGCAACGAGUGUCACAACAAUUCAGGGAUUGUUCACAACAAGUGCUUCAGAGAAGACGUAAAGUAAGCUUUGGAUUCAAUGAUCUGAAGGCGAGUUCACUGUCAAGAUGUUUAAACUAUAAUUUUGAAGUGAAUGAUUGGCAUCGCAUAGACAUCACACAAGCAGUCAACACAUCACUGAAAGGCAUUGAUAUGGCUUUGGGUAUAGAAUAUAGACUCGAGUCUAUUGUCCGACAAUUCCGUGGAGUAAAGGACUUAUAUCUGUCGACAACUGUAAUCAGUUUCAAGACAUUAAAGCUGAUCGUCAAUCAGUGCCCACACCUUAAGAAACUCCGGAUUCAUACGAUCGAUGUCCACACAACACAAUCCAAUGACCACACAAUCACCGAAUGGGCACAACUCCUGUCAAAAAUCAAACACAUAUUCAUUGGAAAUUAUUUGCCGACAAACAUGAGAUACCUAUACAUCGGCGCCACAUCAGUGGAUAGUCAGGCCAUCGAUGUUAUCACAGGUAAAUGCCAGCAAAUAAGGAAACUAACCAUUUUUGGGUCCGUACACAUCAAUCCGGUAGAGAAUAAUCUCUGGAAACAAUGGUUUGUUAUGAUAUGCGAUCGACUCAAAACCGAUCCCAAGAAUGUAUUUCGACACUCAAGAGAUGGCCAAAUAUAUGCGGCCAAUGGUAUCGUUGAAGACACUAUCGCUUUCGGGACUAAAGUGUUCACCAAAUCGGUGGUCAAAUUUGGCUCAAAUGUUGCCAAAUGUUCGUAA